AUGGCCUCCAAAGCGGUAGCGAAAGCUGCAGGAGGCGUCGUGAGCCUCAGCCAGCUCUUUCCAACCACGCAGAAACAAACCCUCGAAUCGACCGGCAUCUGGGACCGCGUCCGCCGCGUCUUCGCCGUGGACCCGAACCGCUCGUCGGGCGUGCCGCUCAACCCGUGGUACCGCAACCCGACGCCGGGCGGGCUCGACCCGCUGGGCUACGACGACCCGGUCACGGCCCCCGCGGGCGACAUCGCCGACAACCCCUACUGGAAACGCGACGGGCGGCGGUCGUACCCGCGGCUGAGCUACGUCAACCAGAGCGACGCGGUCGGGCUGCUGCAGCUGGGCAGCGCGGCGGCGCCGAAGCAGGAGCUUAUUGGUGAGAGCGGCGCCAAGCAGCUGGUCGCUGUGAAAGAAGAGGGCGAGAGUGAGGGCGGGCUGGCGGCGUUCCUGGAGAAGAGCGUGGGUGUGGCGAAGGAUGAUGUGCUGGUCGAUGGGCUGCCGCCGCUGCCGAGCGGACACCGCAUGCGCGGCGCCGAGGGCAAGUGGGUGGCCGAGCAGUACGAGCUGGCGGAGGAGAAUUCUUAUCCUGAAGAGUACCCGUGCCGAAACUUCAAGUAG
Anthostomella pinea is the source of this 612-nucleotide messenger RNA. NCBI's taxonomy places the organism in Eukaryota, Fungi, Ascomycota, Sordariomycetes, Xylariales, Xylariaceae. The record is from the annotation of a GenBank genome assembly.